Vigna unguiculata (cowpea) is the source of this 2420-nucleotide messenger RNA. Its product is annotated as malonyl-CoA decarboxylase family protein. Lineage: Eukaryota; Viridiplantae; Streptophyta; Magnoliopsida; Fabales; Fabaceae. The record is from RefSeq and is a predicted model, not a curated record. Gene Ontology annotation, molecular function: malonyl-CoA decarboxylase activity. Gene Ontology annotation, biological process: acetyl-CoA biosynthetic process; malonyl-CoA catabolic process; fatty acid biosynthetic process. Gene Ontology annotation, cellular component: peroxisomal matrix; mitochondrial matrix.
GUUGCCAAACAGCGAUGUAACGCACGAUCCAAAAGCAGAAAGCAAACUUCAUUAUUCACUAUACCAGUAGUUGAUUUCGAUUGUCGAACAGCUUUCACCCGAUAAAUAGGAGAGUAAUAAUAAUAAAAGAAAAUGUGCAAAAAAGCUUGGUCCAUUUUGAUGCGCGCCAGAAUGAAGCCCAACGAUCGUACAAAUCUUUCUCUCUCUCCCAUCCCUCUAGCCCUUGGACUUUGUUUCUUGUUGAUUUGUGGUUCUUUCGAUUCGAUGAAUACACAACAGAACGCGACGAGUCAAACGCAGCAGCAGAGUUCCCGCCAAAACGGAUCUCCAGGUGAAGGAAAUGCGCUGCCUAAUGACUCCGGCAACUCCGAGAGAGAGUUUAAGCGUGUCCGUUCCUCAAUGCACUCUGCUAUAUCAAUGAACAAAACAGAAGUUCUGGAUGAUGUUCUUAACAACUUCUCGGAGGGUUAUUUUAGUCUUUCUCAUGAAAACCGUCGCAAGUUGCUCCUUGUCCUUGCCAGAGAGUAUGAUCUCAAUCGAUCACAAGUGCGUGACCUGAUAAAGCAGUACCUUGGACUUGAACCACCUGCUGACAAAACUCAAGUGAGUGGCUCUGAAGAUGAAGGCUUGUUUUCUCCUUUCUAUCGCAUUGAGAGGAAUUUGAGGCAUGCCCUUCAGCCAGUUUAUGAAGUUCUUUUUGAGCGUCUCAACACUCAUCCAGGAGGGUUGAGGAUCUUAUCCAUUCUUCGAGAAGAUAUCCUAACCAUUCUAGCAGAGGAAAAUAUUGCAUCUCUGAGAGCAUUGGAUUCUUAUUUAAAGGAAAAAUUUGUUACAUGGCUUAGUCCUGCUGCCUUAGAGCUUCACCAGAUUACAUGGGAUGAUCCUGCUUCUUUGCUGGAGAAAAUUGUUGCUUAUGAAGCUGUUCACCCAAUUAGCAACCUUCUAGAUCUCAAGAGAAGGCUAGGAGUUGGCCGUCGUUGUUUUGGGUAUUUACAUCCAGCUAUUCCUGGUGAACCCCUAAUUUUCAUUGAAGUUGCACUGCUGAAGGAUGUUGCUCAGACUAUACAGGAAGUUUUGUGGGAUAGUCCUCCUAUACCUGAAAGUGAGGCAACAUGUGCCUUGUUCUACUCUAUAUCAUCAACUCAGCCAGGCUUAGCAGGGAUCAACUUAGGAAAAUUUCUUAUCAAACGAGUUGUAACACAGGUGAAAAGAGAGAUGCCGCACAUUUCUACCUUUGCAACUCUGAGUCCCAUCCCGGGAUUCAUGUCAUGGCUUCUAUCCAAGUUAGCAGCAUCUCAGACACCACUUGCUGAAGGAGGCAAUUUGUCUCAAUCACAAGCCGAGGAAUCUAGUUCCACUUUCUACGAAAAUAUACUUGAACCCGAGGAAGAAGAAUCACUUAUGAGUUUAUCUAAGGAUAUUGCAUCGGGAAAAAAUGGAAUGGAUUUGAUGUUCAACUUGCUUACUUCUACAUCCUCUAAGUGGAUCCAUUCUCCAGAAAUUCGUUCAGCAUUAAAAGCCCCAUUGAUGCGUUUGUGUGCCAGGUACCUUCUGAAAGAGAAGAAAAGAGGAAAAGCUUUGGACUCUGUAGCAAAUUUUCACUUGCAAAAUGGAGCGAUGGUUGAAAGAAUUAAUUGGAUGGCUGAUCGAUCAGAAAAGGGUCUUUCUCAAAGUGGAGGGAUCAUGGUGAACUAUGUAUAUAGGUUGGAUCACAUAGAAGAAUAUGCCCAUUCAUACUUCAGCAAUGGUGAAAUUCAUGCCUCAAGUGAUCUACAUCGCUAUGUUGAUGAAGCGGAUACUGCUUAGUAUCAAUUCAAAUUUGAUAGAAGAUAAACUUCAACGUAUUUUCAACAAUAUCAUAUGUGCAUGUGCUUUGGAAACAAAUCUCGUCGGCAGCGGACAACCUUAUUAACACUAACCUUUACCUUUUUCUGUCUCAACCUCUUUGCUGUCAUCUGCAGCCACAAUGACAAGUAAUUGUGAAGUCUGCUAGAUCGGAGCAUAAUGGAAGAUUUUAUUUAAACAAUAGGACAAAUGCAUUGAACUCUAAAACCGAGGAUGCUUGUAUCUUUAAUCAUUGAUUCCUUCUGCCGGAGAACAUUGUGUUGCCAAUCCAAUUCUUUGGCAAAAUUGGGUAGGAGACAGCUUCUUAAACUGCACUACUUUAUUUGGUCAUAGCACGAGAGGUGAGAAGUAGACUAGUUAUAUUGAAUAGGCUAUGCUUGGUAAACCUCAAGCUAUACAUCUGAUGUGAUAUUUGUAGUUGGUAUUCGACAAUAACAAACCCUAUAUCUUAGUGAAGAUGGUGAUUUUGGCUGUGUUGGUUAGAAAUCAUGAAGUGUAAACUGUAAACCAUCAAAGAUAAACUAUUUCGUUGAACAUUGAGGAUUAAAAGUAAUGCUUGUUGCUUGUUUGUUUCA